Messenger RNA from Carya illinoinensis, 833 nucleotides. RefSeq names its product 60S ribosomal protein L9-like. The transcript has 3 exons. Gene Ontology annotation, molecular function: structural constituent of ribosome; rRNA binding. Gene Ontology annotation, biological process: cytoplasmic translation. The coding region runs from base 112 to 696 and encodes 194 amino acids. The record is from RefSeq and is a predicted model, not a curated record. Lineage: Eukaryota; Viridiplantae; Streptophyta; Magnoliopsida; Fagales; Juglandaceae. Gene Ontology annotation, cellular component: cytosolic large ribosomal subunit; ribosome.
UAUGGACAGACUCGUCACAGCUAUAUAAGGUCACCAGUCAUUUUUGUUUCUAGGGUUUUGCUGCCUCCAUUUUCAUCGCUUCGCUCAGACUCAGACAGAAACAGAGCGAAAAUGAAGACCAUUCUCUCGUCGGAGACUAUGGAUAUCCCAGACGGCGUAAAAAUCAAGAUAAACGCCAAGAUCAUCGAGGUGGAGGGUCCGCGCGGUAAACUCAUUCGCAACUUCAAGCACCUCAAUCUAGACUUUGAUCUCAUUACUGAUGAGGCCACUGGCAAGCGAAAGCUGAAGAUUGAGGCCUGGUUCGGAUCCCGGAAGACAUCGGCUGCUAUCCGUACUGCUCUCAGCCACGUCGAGAACCUCAUCACCGGCGUCACCAAGGGCUACCGUUACAAGAUGAGGUUCGUGUACGCUCACUUCCCCAUCAACGCUAGCAUCACCAACGCUAACAAGUCCAUCGAGAUCCGUAAUUUUUUGGGUGAAAAGAAGGUAAGAAAAGUGGACAUGCUUGAUGGAGUGUCCAUUCUCCGUUCCGAAAAGGUCAAGGAUGAACUAGUUUUAGAUGGGAAUGACAUUGAACUCGUUUCUCGGUCUUGUGCCUUGAUAAACCAGAAAUGUCAUGUGAAGAACAAGGAUAUCCGGAAGUUUCUUGAUGGUAUCUAUGUCAGUGAGAAGGGAACCAUCCUUGAGGAGGAGUAAUUGCCGGUGGGAUAGAAAUAUUGUCCUAGUUUUUUAUUUGGUAUUUUUCUUUUAGGCCUUUUGUUCGCAUUUUAUAAACUUUGAGCAUAACAUUAUGAGCCUGUUUGGAAUUUGAUCUGCAAUUUUGUGUUGUGAAA